Messenger RNA from Tetranychus urticae (two-spotted spider mite), 1563 nucleotides. RefSeq lists its product as uncharacterized. Lineage: Eukaryota; Metazoa; Arthropoda; Arachnida; Trombidiformes; Tetranychidae. The record is from RefSeq and is a predicted model, not a curated record.
AUUCUAUUCAAAUUUUCGGUUAAUAUUAGGCGGUUAAUAGUUCUAUUUAUCUAAUUAUCUUUGUUUUACUUGUUUGGCUGACGCAAUCGGAGAAACUCAACUUCAGGAACCAUCGGAUACGCUUUGGAAUUGAACUGAAAGCAAACUAUGAGUUUAACACCAGCGACAUUUGAUGUAUUCACAUCUCAAUCAAUGACGACCCCGAUGACAAUUUCUGAUUUAGAGAUGGUCAGUAUUCACGAAAUGGACGCAUCUAGCUACUUGGCUAUGAAUGAGGAAACCUUUGAAUGCCCUUAUAGAGAGCCUGUUCAGUAUCUUUUAAAUAAUGUUGUGGGUAAAAGCCGUGGAGCAUUUGAACUAUCGCAAGAGAAAAGCGAGAAGCAAAUAGAGUGGCUCAAGUUGAAGCUUUGUGCAUAUGAAUUUAAAAUUUUGGAUGUAGCGAAACAAACGCACAUUUCCAGUCGAGCGGUUUCAACUUCGUAUGGCAAAGCAAAACAUAAAGCCGCUGUUAAAUUACUUAAUCUUUUGGAGAGACAACUCAAAGUAGACAAAAUUCAUAUGCCAAAACAUCUCAUCGGCCUUCCAAAUUUUCGAGACCAUUCUUACUUCAUUCCUGUUUUUGUGCCAUUAUUCUGGAAUAAAAAUUUUGUUGCAAGUUUGGAUAAAGCAUUAGAAAUUGCAUCUAAGGAUAAAACUGCAUUUAAACCUUACUAUACAAUCAAAGGAUUAUUUGAAGAAUACAGGAAAGCAAGUUUCGACCCGAACUUUACACAAAAAAAUUAUCCCGGGACUAGCCAGGUGCCAGGAAAAAAGCCUGAUUUGGAAAUAGACAAGUACAUGAUGAAACUUCUUGUAAAACUAAGAGAAGAUAACAUUGAGUACGCUACACCAGGAGGAAAUCCCACAACUUUUUGGAAGGAUGUGAUGCGAACGUUGUGGACUCAGUUCGGAGAUGAAAAUCCAUUUGAACAAGCCCUCAAUUUCGAUUUCAAGACUUUAUUAUCAUGUUCUGCUUGUAAUGAAACCAAAACAGCAGCUCUUCAUCAAACAUUCAUUCCCUUGAAGGAAAAAUAUUUAAAUUUUUCUUCUUUAAACGAAAUUAUGGCAAACGAAAAAUCAUUUUUACUACUCGAUAAUUUUAACUGUGAUAAUUGUAAAGGGUCAGACUUUACAAUAAUUAAAAAAAAGUUAUCCAUUCCAUCAAUAUUAGUAUUUUUAAUUGACGGGCAAGUAACAGAUGAUUUGCCAAAUGCUUUAAAUUUGGAGUUACCGGAUUUGCUCAAUGUUUUUGGUACCCCUUUUGAAAAAUAUGCCUAUUCGAUAAGCUUUUUUAAAUAUAAAGUCGAAUCUAGUGACAUUGGAAGACAUCCCCGACAUAACGGUGGUGAACCUGGAGAUGCUAUAUCUGGCACUCAUGUCGUUCUCAACAUCAAACAUGAAGGGGUUUGGAGAGAAGUAAAUAAUGACAAAAUUCUCGAACCUUUGAGAACUUAUAAUUAUGCAAGAAAUCAAAUGUUAAUUUUUUAUCGAAAAAUAGAAUAAAAUAGCAAUUUUAAACUUUUA